AUGGACAUGUACAGAGUGUGGGAAAGGCUUUUUCCGGAAGUCCCGUCUGGUCAUCCACCAGAGGCGGCACACUGGGGAACGACCGUUUUCAUGUGCACAAUGCGGGAAGGGCUUUUCAUGUAA
Molecule: messenger RNA, 123 nt
Organism: Staurois parvus
Lineage: Eukaryota; Metazoa; Chordata; Amphibia; Anura; Ranidae
Source: the annotation of a GenBank genome assembly